Messenger RNA from Gossypium arboreum, 2901 nucleotides. RefSeq lists its product as uncharacterized. The record is from RefSeq and is a predicted model, not a curated record. The transcript has a single exon. Lineage: Eukaryota; Viridiplantae; Streptophyta; Magnoliopsida; Malvales; Malvaceae. The coding region runs from base 748 to 2193 and encodes 481 amino acids.
GAGGGUAAGGGAAGAAACUGAAAAGCAAACAAUGGUUGGAGAUUCUGCCCCUUUUGUGUGAGUGAGCUUUACAACAAGCAAGACAAAGUUAAGGCAUCGUUUGGAUGUUGUAGCCAUAAGAAAAACUCCUCACUCAUUGGGAUCCUUAAAAAAAUCUUGACCGUUCAAUCCUCCCUUUUACCUGAUGCUUCUCACUUCAAUACACGUGCUCUCUCUCUUUUUCUUCCCUUUUAAAUCCUUUUGCUUCCAUGCAUGGAAUUCUCCUCCAACUACAACACACACACACACACCAAAAGGGUAUCUAGAGAGAGAGAAACAGAAACAGUCUUGGGGUAUUUUAUUUUAUUUCUUUUGUUCCUCUUGUAAGCCUCUUCAUCGCCAUCAUUAGCGACCCUUCUUUAUAAAAUGUUUGAUUUUUUUUUCUGGGUUUAAACAAUUUUGAGAUGAGCAAAAGAAAUGGGAUUUUUAAAAAGGGUCUCUUUUUGUUGUGGGUCGGAUCUCUUUGUUGUACUUGAAACAGAGAACCUGUCACAUCUCAGCUGCUGAUUCUCGUUUUUUUUGAUCAUCUUCACUGAAACUAAAGCAAGCAACUUUUUUGUGAUCUGUUUUUUUUCUCUCUCUGUUCCUUGAUCUGUGUUCUUGGUUUCUCACAACAAAGAUGGAUGAAAGGAAAUGCAAGAAAUGAGUCACGGUUCCGGUUUGGUUCACUGGGUAUUUUCAGUUUUUAAGUGAUCAAAAUAUUUUUUAAUGGAGCAAAAUCAAGGAAAGAAGUUUGUUUGCAAGUUUUGCAACAAAGGGUAUCCAUGUGGGAAGUCCUUAGGAGGUCACAUAAGGACUCACAUGAAUACUGAGAAUCUUGGUGAAGCAGAGGAAAAGGCUGAAAUCUCCAUAAACAACAAGCAGCGUUUCUGUUCUAGGAACAUAAAGAGAGCUGCUGAGGCUGAAGCUGGUGGUGGCCAAUCUGCAACUUAUGAUCUAAGGGAGAACCCCAAGAAAAGCAAGAGAUUUUCUGAUUUAGGCAAUGGUUCUGUACUCAAAGAGAUGAUUUGUAAAGAAUGUGGUAAGGGUUUCCAAUCAUUGAAAGCUCUUUGUGGUCACAUGGCUUGUCACUCAGACAAAGAAAGGGUCUUUCAGAAACUUGAGGAUCAUUGGGGUAACACUGAGAAACAGAAGCUGGUUGUGGAUAGUCAAUCAGAUACUGAAAUAUCAACUCCAAGUAGGAGGAGGAGAUCCAAAAGGAUAAGGUGCAAAAUAGGAGGUGUUUACUCUAAUAAUUCAGUCUCUUUGGCAAAUGGUUCGUCAUCUGUAUCAGAGAUUGAAGAACAAGAACAGGAAGAGGUUGCUAUGUGUUUAAUGAUGCUGUCAAGGGAUUCUGGUUGUAAGAAAGGGCUGAAUUCAGUUGCUGAUUCUUCAGACAACAACUCUGUCGUUCUGGAGGCUAAGUCAUCCUCCAUAGAUUUGAGGAUUACUGUUAAGAAUGCUAACAAUGGUGGUGAGCUUUUGAAGAUGAAAAAACAAGGAGUCAUCAAGCUGAAAUCUGCUGGGUCUGAUCCUUGUUCUGAAAAUUCUGAUUCUGGGUAUUUUAGGAAUGGGCCCAAGAAGGUGGAACCAGAUGUUUCAAGCAAUGGGGUUACCAACAAUGUUGAAUGUAAGAAACUCAAGGUAAAGUCUAGAUCUGGAUUUGAAGACAUUGAUGCAACACUUGGUAAAAAUAGGAGUAAAUUCAAGUACGUGAAAACUGAAUUCCCUAAGGAUUUGGUUAGUGAAGUAGGGGAUAAUCAAGAUGAUAGAGCUUUGACUAAAUAUGGUUUAAGAAGUGGGAAGAAAGAUUAUUCCAGUUCUCCAAAGGGAACCAAACUUGAGUCAAUACAUGAUAGAGGUGAAGACAGCUUAGCAAAUGGUUCUUUUCAUGCUCCAAUGGCUGCUACCAAGUUGUCAAAUGGCAAUGCUGAGAAAAGAUUGGGGUCAAAGAAAAACAAAGGGCAUGUAUGCCCUUUCUGCUUCAGGGUUUUCAAGUCAGGCCAAGCUUUAGGAGGUCACAAAAGGUCCCAUUUUGCUGGGGGUUCAGAGGAGACAACAUUGGUCAUCAAACAAGACUCACCAGAUAUGCCAUUACCAGCUCUUAUUGACCUUAACCUUCCAGCUCCUCUUGAAGAAGAUGCAAUGGAGAAUUCUGGGUUCAUCCCAUGGUAGCUGUUUAGAAAGCACCACAACCAUGAUCUCUUUGCUAAGAUGAGGAACAUGCAAGAGAAUUUACAGUGUACAAAUGAACAAUUUACUCUUUUGGUGUUUCUCUUUGGCUUCUGAUUCAAUAUGGUUUUUUUUGCUAAGGUAAAUGUUCCCCUUUUUCUCCUUUUUAAAAUUUUAUCUAUGUUCUUGAACAUGUAUCUUCAUGCUUACACAACUUUUCAAUUCAUUGUCCAUCUUUUUUGUAACAUUCUCAACUAUGGUUUUUUUUUUUUUUCAGUACUCUUUCAAAUCUGUCAAAUAUAGAGUCUUGUAGGAAGCAAAAAACAGCAGCUUCUGAUUUUUAACUUGUAUGAUAAAAGCAUUUGAUAUAUAGGUAGGCUAUCAUAUGUUAUCCUUUGAUACAACCAAUCUCACUGUUGAAGUGUUGUUUUUAAAGAAGAGCCAAGGACCACCUGCUUUUUGGGGAAAACAUUAAAGAAAGCUUCAUUCUAAGGAGUGGAAAUGAAGUUUCCCCUAAAUUCACAUGCCCCAAGAACUGUACACGCCAUUUAUUUGCUACUUUCUACACAUAUUUAGACACUCCAAUAGGUUGCAUUUUUAAGCACAUACACACACCCCCACACAUAUAUGUACUGUUUGGGAAAUGACAUAAGAUCAAUUUUAAUGCUCUCCUUUUUGUUAAUAACAAAAGAUUAAGUUUCUCCAUCUUAA